Cydia fagiglandana is the source of this 4203-nucleotide messenger RNA. RefSeq names its product fatty acid 2-hydroxylase (gene Fa2h). Gene Ontology annotation, molecular function: fatty acid 2-hydroxylase activity; iron ion binding; heme binding. Gene Ontology annotation, biological process: fatty acid metabolic process; lipid biosynthetic process. The transcript is spliced from 6 exons. Lineage: Eukaryota; Metazoa; Arthropoda; Insecta; Lepidoptera; Tortricidae. The coding region runs from base 38 to 1048 and encodes 336 amino acids. Gene Ontology annotation, cellular component: endoplasmic reticulum; membrane. The record is from RefSeq and is a predicted model, not a curated record.
CUUCAGCCCGCAUUCGGUCGCGGUGGUCGCUACCACCAUGGAAUUCCCCGUAAGACUCGACGACAAAAACUAUGACAUAAAAAAGUUCUUACGCGACCACCCAGGCGGUACAAACACACUAAAGAAUUACAAGGGGAAAAAUAUCUUACAAGCAAUGGAAAAAUUUGGACACAGUGUUAAUGCUUACCAUAUGUUGAAUGAUUUUAAAGUGGAGAGUGAGAAAGAUAGUAACUUGCGUGGUGUUAGUGAGAAUGGUAGGAUUAUUACUAAAGAAGAGGAUGGCAGGGAUAAAGAGGAGAUCGCGUAUUUAGAGGAGCUGGAGGCUCGACUGGAGUGGUCAAAGCCCCUCCUAUCCCAGUUGGACGCCAUCGCCCCAGACUACGAGAAAUGGGUGAACAGUGCUGUAUACCGGCACUGCCGGCUCUUCAGCAGCCCGCUGCUGGAGGCGCUGACCUUCACGCCCUGGUACCUGGUGCCGGCGUGCUGGCUGCCCGCCAUACUGUGGCUGGCCACACGCCAGUACAGGGAGCAUGUGGCUCAAGAUAGCAGUGAUGCGUUAUCAAUCCUUCAGUUCUUCUGGCACCUGGCGCUAGGUCUAUUCCUGUGGUCCAUCAUAGAGUACUCGCUACACAGAUGGGUGUUCCACUUAGACCCAGGGAAGAACCUCACCAUGAUAAAGAUACAUUUCCUGAUACAUGGGCUACAUCAUAAGAUGCCAUUUGACGGUCUUCGCCAAGUGUUCCCGCCGGUGCCUGCUCUGAUGCUGGCUUGCAUCAUUUACCAGCCACUGUCGUGUUUCCUGAGUUACCCACUCAUCAAGCUGACUGGUGGACUCAUAGGUUACUUAACGUACGACAUGAUACACUACUACGUGCAUCAUGGCUCACCAGCCGACGGAACCUACCUCUACGCCAUGAAGCGCUACCAUUCCAAUCAUCACUUCGUCAACCAUGACAGAGCAUUUGGCAUCAGCAGCGAGCUCUGGGACCACGUGUUCAAAACCUUCGUGAAGCUCCGGACGCUCGGCUUCAGUUUACGAUGGGACUGAUCGGUUUGGAACCUAGAUAGUGAUAGGUAUUCAGAAUUAGAUAGAGUAUUUAAACUCACGGGAAUAUGAUAUAGGUACGACAGCCUAGACUACCUAGACUUCUUUACGGAAAUAUAGAAAUAAGAACGAGUAGAACUGUAAAUUAUGAGGGAACAGAUGAACAUACAUAUACAUACCCACAUACAUACCGGUCAAAAUCAUAACCCUCCUUUUGCGUUGCCGUAGUCGGGUAAAAAAGUGAAUUUGAUUUCGUAAAAAUUGGAUUCGAGCAUAAAGGCCUGUGCACACCGGCUACUUGCGUAGACGUGGACGUGCGCGAUGUAUAUACAGAGGGCCUACCGCGAAUCACGUUCGACGGGUUGCCUGCCUGUCACACUUACGUACGAAUUUACAAGGGCGACAGAGAGGCUACACGUCGAACUUGGUUCGUGGUAGGCACUCAGAUCCUUAUGAGAGACGGCACACCGCUUGCGUGACGUGUGCGUGCGCGGCUCCGACAUUUUAGAGCACGUGCACGUUUACGGACACGGAGCUGAUGUGCUCUGACCUGAACCCUGUACUUAACCUUAUUAAAUGCACAAACGCAAAUGUCCUACCACUCUAUCUUAUUCUGAAUACCCGUAUUAUCCCCUCCUAAAGUCAGUGUCCUGAGCCGCAAAGUUUUACAAUAAUGGAUACAAGAAUUAACCCAACGUGAAGAAAAUCUUUAAAAAAUAAUUGAGACCGUUAGGAGGAAAGGAAUCUGCAUUUAUUAUUUUAGUCAUAGGUGCUAAGUAAAUACUUAGAGUUAGACCAAGAUAAGACUGCAACGAUUUUGAUAGCACAGUGCAAGUGUUAUUUAACUUAUUCAUACGUCACUAUCGAUUUACGCGCUCCGGUUUCACACGGGUUUCAGAAAACCUUAACAAAUUAUACACCUAAACCUUCCUCAAGAAUCACUCUAUUGAUAGACGAAAACCGCAUGAAAAUCCGUUCAGUACUUUUUGUGUUUAUCCCGAACAUACAUACACACAAACAUACAGGCACAGAGGGGGACUUUGUUUUAUAAGGUGUAGUGACAAUUUCAUAGAAGUUUGACGUUUAAUAAUGCUUGCACUGCGUUGUGCUAUCAAAAUCGUUGCAGACUUAUCUUGGUCUAAUAUUACGUAUGUGUAAUUUUAAAUUCUAUAAGUACAAACCAUAUAUUAUAUAUAUAUAUAAAUCCUAUAUUCUACACUUUCAUACAUAAAUCAAUCAUUUUAAGAUAGACCCCAAAGUUUUAAAAGAAGAUGUCAAAGGGAUAAUUUUCUUAGUCCAUAUUAAGAAGACAAAAAAUUAACUUUAACUGAAUAUACAAUUUAUGUGUAUGCUGCAAUAGAGAUACCACAUCAGAAGCAUAGCGUAAAGAUAAUAAGAUUAGGUUAUCAUGUGAUACCACCAAAAUUGUGUAUAGAUGAUACGAUUGUUACGAUACAUAUUAUUUAUUAGAUUGUAUAUUAAGAUACAAUUGAUAGAUAUAUUGUAGAUAUAGAUGUAAGAAAUAGAUAGAUAUAAGUAAAACUAUUUGUACACCGACUUCACGGUAGAAUAUGAUGGAACUUGCAUUCAUUCUAAUUUAAGAUCACAUCAAUGUACCAUAUCAAUGUACCAUAUUAAAUUGUCUUUCACCUGUUAGUAUCUGAUCCUUUCGCAUUUUCUCAAAGGUUAGCUGGAAGAGAUCCCUUUUAGGGAUAAGUUCGCCUUUGUACAUAACAUUUUUAUUUUUGUUUUGUUUUUGUCCAUUUUAUGUAAACCUGUUUAUGUGCAAUAAAGUGACAUACAUACAUACAUACAUACAUAUUCUGACCAAUAAAUACAUUUCAUUUCAUUUUAGCGUUAGUCCAUAAUAAGUACUAUUUGACCGUAGUUCUGUAGAAAACGACCAAUUUUUUAUUUUUGUCCAAGUGACUUACAUUAAUUACUCGAUUUGGAGAGUUGGUCGCUUUUCGCAUUGAUAAAAAAAUUUAGGUGGUCGUUUACUGCAUAACUUUUGCUCUUAUUUUGUUUUUAAGAGUCAUUUAAAUCAAGCCGCCGCAAUACAAUCGAGGUUUCGCUUUUAUUUUAAAACACCAUUCUGAAAGAAAACACAUGUCAGGUACUAGGUUACUCAUUUUCGUUAUUAAAAAUCGAAUUACAAAGAAAUUAGAGCGAGAGAACCUCAUAUAGCGUUUUAGAUGUUGCAAUAAACAAGUCAGAGUUUAAGUUUUUAUCAAACUUAUUUUCGCUCUAGGGGCUAUUCAUAAAUUACGUCAUUUCAAAUUAGGGGGGGGGGGUCUGGACAUCGGAUGACGGUAGCAUGAAGUAAGAAAAAAUGGGGUCAUUUGAAGCAUGAUUUUUGGAUGACUAUAGGGGGGGGGGGGGUCAAAAAUCGUCAAAAAUCAGUUAAUGCAAAGUUUCAUGUACUCGGAAAGUGUCAUUCUAUGGAACUUGCUAAUUAUGUAAACAAAUCGCCAUAUUGAAAUUGUCUAUGAAUGAUGAAUUUCCUAUACUUGGUCAAGCAAACCUUGUCAGUAGAAAAAGGCACGAAAUUCAAAUUUUCUGUGGGACGAUAACCUUUAGCGCCUACAUUUUUGAGAUUUGCCGCCUUUUUCUACUGACAAGAUCUGCUUGACCAGGUAUAUUGACCUUUAUUUAAGUACAUAGUUAGCAAAGUUCCAUAGAAUGACACUUUAAGUAUGCAUUUAAGCACGCUUUUAACAGGAGGCUGAUUCAGAUGUUACAACUACCUACAACUGUGUAUUUGUUAGGUUAUUAUUUUAUUUUGAUAAGACCUUGAAGGUGAUUAGUGCGUGCGAAAUGAUUUGAAAGUCGUGCGAGAGAUUCGGGCCAAUCACAAAGACGAUCGUCAAGGUCGUAUCGAAGUCUUCGAAACCCUACCAAGUUGUUAAUACCGAAUCGGCUAGCACCUGCAAAAAACAAAUAUUGUUAUUUUGUUCGUAUAAAAAACUUAUUUACAUUGUGAUAACCAUUGACUUUGGACAUAAGAAUACAUAGACUAGGAUAAGAAUAUAAAUAAAAUAUAUUUGGUCACUUUAAAUGUUACUUAUAGGUAUAUACGGGUGAUAUAUAUUUAUUAUGUAUAAGAAGUAGUAUUAAGUAUGUCGUCAAAUGGUAUUGAUUAUAUUUUUUUAGUUUUC